AUGGAUAACAAAAUUGAGGAACAUCUUUUAACAAUAUUUACACAAAGUGUAUCAAGUAAUUUUGAAGAGGUAAAGGCGAGUGAAGAAAAAAUUAAUUCAUUAUAUAAUGAUAGUAAUAAAGAAAAUUACAUUAAAAUUCUUCUGAAAUUUAUAAUGUAUCCUUAUAAUGAAAAAAAUGAAAAGAAAAAUUUUUAUGAUAAAUUUUUAAAUAAAAAUGUUAAAAUAAGUAUAUUAAUAAGUAUAAAAAACUAUAUAAAGAAAAGUAUUCAUAGCAAUCUAGAAAAUGUAGAAUUAAGUAAUGAUUUAUGUAUAAUAAUUAAGCAUAUAUGUAUGCAUGUUUUAUUAGAUAUAAAGAAUGAAGAAAUCAAAAGUCUUGAAAAAUAUUUUUUUGAAAUAUUAUUUAAUUUAUUUAAAUAUAAUAUUUGUGAUGAUUACGAUUACUUAUUAUUUUAUAUUAUUAUUUUAUAUAUUAAUGAUUAUAAUAUUGUUCGUUUAAUUAAUAUUUUUAAUAAUGAAGAGAAGAAAAGUAAUCCUGAUGCUUUGAAAAUUAUAGAAUGUAUAAUGUUAUACGUAAGAAAUAAAGAAAUAUUACAAAAUAUAAAUCAAGAAAAUUUUUUUAUUGAAUACAAUAAAUUGAUUGAAAAUAUUGAAAAUAUAAAAGGAAUAAUUAAUAAUAGAAAUAAUUCUUUAAAUGAUGAUAUAAUAAAUUAUAUAAAUAAUACAAAAAAAAUUUAUAAGUCUAAUGAUCAGUAUAAUCUAUUCAUGUUAAAUGAUUACUAUCUUUAUAAUUUAGAAGAAACUGCAGAACUAAAUAAUUCAUUAACUUCUAAUUACUCUAUUGAUAUAAAUAAAAAAAAUUCCUUAAAUUCAUUAAAUGGAUUUGAUUUUGUUGGUAAGGGUAGUAUUAUAAAAGAUUAUAAUAAUAAUAUAAAACUAUUAUCUGUUUCAAAAGCAAAUAUAAUUUUUAAAAAUAUAAAUAUUUCUUUUUUUAAAGACAAAUAUUCUGCUCUCAAAAUUAUUAGAAAAAUUUUAAAAAAAUAUAAAGAUAAUGAUUAUGUAUCAAAAUAUGAUUUGAAAAUUAUUUUAACACAUAUUGAGUACCCGAUAACUUUGUAUUUCAUUUAUUUAUAUAAUAAAUUUACAGAAUAUACAAACUUCAUAAAUAAUAAAUUAAGUUUAACUAAUUCAUUUUCUACUACCACUAAUAAUACGGAUAUUAAUGAAGAGAUAAAUAUUUGUUUUUAUAUGAUGAAUAGUAUAUUGAUGAACAUUCAUGUUUUUUUAAAAAUAUUUUAUAAUAUUAAUAUAAUUGAUUUACCUGAAUAUUAUGAAGAUAAUUUUGAUAUUUUCUUUAAUAUUUUUUAUAAUUUUUUAUUAUAUGAUAUCAACAUACUAAAAAAUUAUUUUAAUCACAUAAAUCUGUUGAAAAAUAUGAAAAAUGAUAUAUCCUCCUCGACAGGUUUUUCAAAUAAGCAAAAUAUAUUUAUGAAUACAAAUGAGAAAAAUAUAUUUAAAAUAACCAAUGAAGAUUUAAUAAAAUUAAAGAAAAAUUUUGAAGAAAAUUUGUUAAAAUGUAAAAUUAUGAUCACAGAUAUUAUAAAAAUAAUCUCAGAAAAUUAUCAAGAAGAAUCUAAAGCAUUCAUAAUAAAAUUAAUUUUUUCUUUAACUCAAAUGUUAUAUAAAGAAGAAGAUAAACUUUUAUUAUGCCAUAAUUAUAACUGCUUAUCGUCAACUAUUAAAUUAAUUCAUCAUAUGAAUUUAGAAAAAAAUGAUUUAAAUCCAUAUAAAGAUAAAGAUUUUUUAGAAAAAAUAAUAGAACGUGUAUUACACCAUAUUAGAUUAAAACGAAUAGAUAUAGAUGAAAUAAAUGAAGCAGAUCUAGAUUAUUUUAAAAAUGAUCUAAACAAUGUAAAUUCAUUUUCAAUUAGAUCAACGGGUAUUUAUUUUUUAAAAACUCUUUGUAAUAAUUAUUUUGAUAUAUGUUUUCCUAUAUUAGAGUUCCGUAUAUUAUCAAAAGAUUCUCUUAUAAUUUCAUCUGUUAAUAUAUCUAAUUUAAAUAAUGAUGGUAUGAAUAGAAAUACGGACACUGAUUUGAUAAUAGAUAAAAAUGAUACUUUUUAUGAUGCUUGUAAUAUGGAAUAUAAAGUUCAGUUAAUUACUUGUUUAAAUCAGAUAAAUUUAGCACAAAAUUUUUAUGAACAUAAUUUAAAAAGUGUAUUAAAAGAAUUCAUUAUGUCUAUUAGAAUGAAAUUUUCUAAUUUAGACAAUUUUUGUUAUAACAUAAAUGAUUAUAAUUUUUUAAAUCAACAUUUGAAUCAAACAAACAAAUUUGUAUGGUUAAAAAAUGAAGAAAUAUUUAAUUCAAAAAACACUAUAUAUUUACUCUCUAUUUUAAAAUUUCUUUUAAAUAAUAGAAAUAUAUGUAAUAUAAAUACCGCAUUAGAUAUAUUUACUUUUUUGCAUUUUUUAUUAUAUAAUGAGAAAAUAAUGAUAUAUAGUUAUUCUUGCUUAUGUAUAAACAGAUUACUAAAUCAGAAUCUGAGUGAAGAAGUUUUGAAUAUAAUUUUUAAUAAUACCAUACCAAAUAUCUUAAGUAGAUUAUUAUUUUUAUUAAAAUUUCAGAUUUAUAAUAAAACAUUAAAUGAAUACAUUUUAAUUACUAUAUUAAGAAUAUUUUUAAUAUAUCCAGAAAAAUUAUCAAGUUUUUAUGUAUCAAUUUUAUUAAUUAUUGAUAAUAUAAUUAAAAUAAUAAUAAAUGAUACUCAUAAUCCAUUAUUUAAUCAUUAUUUAUUUGAAUUGUUAACUAUAAUUAUAUCUUUAAUAUAUAAAUCUGGAAUUCCAGAUAAUAUAAAUCAAGUAGAAAAUGUUAUUAUAACAACCUUUGCACAAAUCUUACAAUUAUAUAUUCAUGAUUUUAUUCCAUAUAUAUUUCAAAUUUUAUCUAUAAUAAUAGAUAAUACUAAUACAAUUCAAAAAAUUCAUCUAAAAAUUUUGAAUAACUUAUAUGAAAUGGAUUUAUGGAAAAGUACAAUUGGAAAUGCUAAUGGAAUAAUUUGUGUUUUAAAAAGUUUUUUUAAAAAAUAUAAUUUACUUCAAGAUAUAAUUAAAAAUAAUAUGCAACAGUUGUUUAAUAUUUAUCAUUACUGUUUAUCUAACAAAAAAUUAUCUACAGAUUCUUUUCAAAUUAUUUUAAUUAUUUUUACAUUUUUACCUGUAGAAGCUUAUCAAUCAUUUUUAAAACCAUUAUUUGUUUUGUUAUUCACUUUUGUGCAACAGUAUAAAAAUGAUAUUAUUAAAAUUAAAGUAAUUCAUUCCUUAUCUGUUUUUAUUUUAAAAACUGAUGUUAACAUUUUUAUUAACACUGUGGAACAAAUACAAAAUGGUUUAAUCUUUAAUGUAUUAAAAAGUUUAUAUAUGCCUAUAUUAGAUAAAUUAAUAAAUGUGAAUGAAAAAAUUAUAAUAUUUUUAGCAUUAACAAAAUUAAUAAGUAACGAAAAAAUUAGAAAUGAAUCAUUCGUUGUAGAAACUCUUAAUCACUUAAAUAAAAAUAUUACUAAUAAUGAAUUAGUUUUAAAAAAAAGUAAAAGUCAAUAUAUAGAUGUUGAAAAAGAUGAAAUGGAUAAAAAUUUUGAAGUUACAUAUGUUAAAUUACAAAUGAUUAAUAAUGAAAACAUUAAUGAAACAGUUUUAAGGGAUAUAAAUAUCAAUGAAGAGUUAAAACAGAAUUUAUUUAAUCCAGUUUUUAUGCAAAUUUGUCAUAGUAAUUCAUAUAAUAGUAUCCUUCAAUUGUUUAAUAAUUAA
This is a messenger RNA of Plasmodium gallinaceum, 3801 nucleotides long. Its product is annotated as conserved Plasmodium protein, unknown function. NCBI's taxonomy places the organism in Eukaryota, Apicomplexa, Aconoidasida, Haemosporida, Plasmodiidae. The transcript has 3 exons. The record is from RefSeq and is a predicted model, not a curated record. Gene Ontology annotation, molecular function: small GTPase binding. The coding region runs from base 1 to 3801 and encodes 1266 amino acids.